AUGUCAAUCAAUCCGCCAUCCUCCAUCAAAGUGUCUCAGCACUUCAUCCCCCCAUGGCACGCAGCCCCCAACACAUCCAUUCAAGACAAGCCUCUGCUCAUCUACCGCGCCGUCUUCAAGAGGGACGUCUGCUCUGCAUCCCAUGUCUCUGCUCUCCUGAAACGCAUGGACGUUGUCGUGCCCCAGUGGCAGUAUACAAUGUACACACAAAGCCACUUCCAUUCAACGACCCACGAGGUCCUGAGUGUCGUCUCGGGACGCGCACGUCUCUGCUUCGGCGGGGAGGAGAAUCCACAUCGUGUCGAGCCUGUGGUUGAAGCGGGGGAUGUGAUCAUCGUGCCGGCGGGCGUGGCACAUCGCUUAUUGGAGGAUCAAAGCGGUGCUACUAGUAGUACUGCUGGGUUUUCCAUGGUUGGUUCGUAUCCCAAGGGUAAGGAGAGGGACAUGUGCUAUGGCGCGGGGAGUGAGGACGAGGAAGAGGAUGUAGACAGAUUAGAAGAUGAAACCAAAACCAAUUAG
Messenger RNA from Talaromyces atroroseus, 519 nucleotides. RefSeq lists its product as hypothetical. The transcript has 2 exons. The record is from RefSeq and is a predicted model, not a curated record. NCBI's taxonomy places the organism in Eukaryota, Fungi, Ascomycota, Eurotiomycetes, Eurotiales, Trichocomaceae. Bases 1 to 519 code for a protein of 172 amino acids.